AUUUUCUUAACAUUAUCAAAAUCAAAGAGAAAAACAGAGAAAUGCCAAAUCCAUUGUUCAGAUGUCAGGAAAUACUACUUUCUUGACAAAUCCUGACGAUCCCAGUGAUCCCGUGAAGAAAUUUACCUAUGAUCACAGUUAUUGGUCAAAUGAUGGAUAUAAGGAACUUCCAAAUGGAUAUUGCACAGCUGAUAAUACACAACCAAAUGGCAGUAAAUUUUGCGAUCAGGAAAAAGUAUACAGAGAUCUCGGCAGAGGAGUCCUUAGAAAUGCAUGGGAUGGAUACAAUACCGCCUUAUUUGCAUAUGGCCAGACUGGAUCAGGAAAAUCUUGGUCUGUUAUUGGAUACGGGGCAAAUAAAGGUAUAGUUCCUAAGUUUUGUGAAGAAAUGUUUAGAAGUAUAGAAGAUAAAAGAAGAGGAGGAGAUCAAACUGAGUUUGAAGUUCGGUUUAGCAUGCUUGAAAUUUACAAUGAAAUUGUCCGUGACUUAUUAAAUCCCGGAGGUGACAGGAAAAGGGGUCUUAAAGUUCGUGAACAUCCGAAGAAAGGGUUCUACGCUGAAGGGUUGAAACUGGAUAUGGUUACCAGUUACAAAGAAAUAGAAAGAAAAUUGAAUGAAGGUACGACAAACAGAAGUAUUGCCUCAACAAAUAUGAAUGCCACUAGCAGUCGAGCUCAUACAAUUGUAGGAAUUCAUUUGAUACAAAAGUCUAAAAAACCAAGUGGACAAGAAACAGCCAAAAUGUCUAUUGUGCACCUUGUAGAUCUUGCAGGAAGUGAACGAGCCUCCAACACUGGUGCUACAGGAGAUAGGCUAAAAGAGGGAGCUGCUAUAAAUCAAUCUUUAUCUUGUUUAGGAAAUUGCAUACAUGCUUUAGCAGAAAGAGCAAUGGGAAGAAAUGCAAGAGUUCCAUUUAGAGAUUCUGUUCUCACACGAUUGUUAAUGAAUGCAUUAGGAGGAAAUAGUAGAACAAUUAUGAUUGCUGCUAUAAGUCCUGCUGAUAUAAAUUAUGAAGAGACAUUAUCCACUCUUCGAUACGCCGAUCGAGCAAAACAAAUAAAGACAGUUGCAAUUGUAAAUGAAGAUCCAACUGAAAAACUUAUUCGAGAACUACGUCAAGAAAAUGAAAGAUUGAGAAAAAUGUUGGAAAAAGGAGCAAUGGAUGUACCAAUUCAACCAGGAAUGUCAGAUGAGGAAAUUCACAAGUUAAGGAGGAAAUGGGAAGAAGAAAUGCACGCUGCAAUGGCAGAAAAUGACAGAGACCUGCUGCAAAUUAAACAGUCUUAUGAUGAUAAGUUAAAACUUGCGAGACAACAAAAAGGAUUUGAAUGGGAUAUAGCUAAAAUCGAAAAAGAGAAGAAAGUUCGACCUCAUUUUACAAAUUUGAACUUUGAUCCUAUGCUCUCAGGAAAAAUAGUGCACUUGUUAAAGUUAGGAGAGAAUAUUGUUGGUAAAACAGACCAAGCUGAUAUUCAACUUCUCGGUCCAAGUAUACAAGAAAGGCACGCUAUGGUAAAUUUCUUAGAGCAUGGUGGUGUUACUUUAGAAAAAUGUCACACUGAUUGCCGCAUACUUUUAAAUGGAGAACCUUUAACAGCUAGAGCUCUUUUAUCACACUGUGACAGAAUAAUGUUUGGGACGACUCAGUUGUAUGUUUUUAUCCAUCCGGAUCAAAUGAGAAAAACUGGAAAGAAGUAUCCUGAUGUAAGCUAUGAAAUGGCACAAGAAGAAAUCGCCGCCAAAGCUGGCAUAUCUGUUGAUGAUGAUGAUCAAUCCUUAGAUACGGCUUUGCUAAAUAAAGACCUUGUAGAAGUUCUACCUGGAGUCGAAGAAGCAAAUGCAAUUAGUGAAGAAUUAGACAAAAAAGUUAAAUUUGAAAUAGUACUCCUUUCUCCCCAGUGGCUUGGAAAAAUGUCCGGACGAACAGAAGUGUAUGUUAAAAUGCGAAAUUUAGAAACAGGUGUAGAAUUUGAAUGGCCUAAAGAGAAAUUUCUGAAUAGAAUGUAUGUUAUGAAAGAAAUGUAUCAAAAUUAUGAAGCUGGGGAUGAAUGGGAUGUUGAGGAAGACCGAGAUCCAUUCAUAGAAGAUUUAGAUACAGAAGUAAGAAUUGGAAAUUGUCAGGUGUUUCUUCAGCCACUUGCUUAUAUGGUUGAACUUAAGGAACAAUUAGAGAUUGUAGAUUACAAAGGAGCAGAAGUUGGUAUUCUAAAUAUAGAAGUAGUUCCAUGUACUGCUGAAGGCAAGGAAUAUACUGAAUAUGAUGAUAUGUUUGUAGACAAUCCUAAUGAGUUGAUUGGAAAAGAUCUUCAUUUUAUGGUGAAAUUAUUGGGAUGUCGAGGUCUUCCAUCAAGAUUUAAUGAUAUUGUAUGUAGAUAUAAAGUGUAUUUGGAAACUGAAGAUAAUAUGACUGAAGUUCAAUCAGAUACUUCUAACCCAGAUUUUAAUCACAAAAGAAUAUUUUCAUUUAAACGAGUCACACAAUCACUUGUGGAAUACUUAAAAGAAGGCUACAUAAUGGUGCAAGUGUGGGGUAAACAAACCACAAGAAAAUCAGCUAUUACAAGAGCUCAAGGAAAAAACACGAAAGAAAUGUUUCAAGCUGAUCUUCUUAACAACGCCAAUACAUUAAUGAAAGGAUUUCGAAUGAAUGGAAGAGUUGUCGAUCCCAAUAAACAAAGUAUAAUAGUCGAGCUUUUAUUAAUGAAAAAGCAGCAACACAGGCAAAUGCAGCGAUUGGAAAAUAUUCGACGUAUGAUAGAUAUAGCCGAAACUCAUAAAAAGAAGAAGUUACCAGUGAGUUUAGUGAAAGAUAUCUAUUCAACUACAUCAGCUGAAACAGUGGAAGAAUUACUUCAAAAAGUGCCUACAGUUCAAGAAGAGGCAGAAUCAUCAAUUUGUUAUAUUCUAUAACAAAAUAUUUGAACAAUCCCUGUAUUUAAACAUGUUUUUAUUAAAUAUGAAACCAAUAAAUGAGAUGCGAAAUAUGGCGGUAUUAGAGGAAUAAUUUAUAUUAAAUCUAUAUUCUAUAUUCUUAUUUAUAUUCUAUAACAAAAUAUUUGAACAAUCCUUGUAUUUAAAAUGUUUUUAUUAAAUAUGAAACCAAUAAAUGAGAUGCAA
Molecule: messenger RNA, 3118 nt
Organism: Parasteatoda tepidariorum (common house spider)
Lineage: Eukaryota; Metazoa; Arthropoda; Arachnida; Araneae; Theridiidae
Product: kinesin-like protein KIF28
Biological process (GO): microtubule-based movement
Molecular function (GO): microtubule binding; ATP binding; microtubule motor activity
Source: RefSeq, a predicted model, not a curated record